UGGCUCUCUCAUCUGAUCCCAAGGUGUGUUUGUAAGGGAAAACUAUCCCUCUAAGUUAUUAUUUUUAAUUGUGAUUAUCUUGAGAAUAGUAGCUUUGUUUUUACUUCAAUCAUAGACCCUGGUUACAUUUUUGUCUUUAUAGUAAUCCAGUGAAUUUGUGAGAAGUGAAUUCAAGAUGACCAGGCUCACAAUUCUAGCAGGCUUAUGCCUGGUGAUAUGCCAGCUGGGAUCUGCCACCCAGCUGGUGUGUUACUUCACCAACUGGUCCCAGUACAGACCUGGUGAGGGGAAGUACAUGCCACAGGAUGUGGACCCCUUCCUGUGCACCACCCUGAUCUAUGCAUUCUCUAUCAUCAACCAUAACAACGAGCUGGUUACUUACGAGUGGAAUGAUGACGUCCUCUACAAGUCUUUCAAUGCCCUGAAGAUCAAAAAUCCUCAUCUGAAGACUCUGCUGGCUGUUGGUGGAUGGAACUUUGGUUCAAGACAGUUCUCCAUCAUGGUGUCCACCCCAGCUAACCGUCAGACAUUCAUCCAGUCUUCCAUCAAAUUCCUGAGGACUCAUGGAUUUGAUGGUCUGGAUCUGGACUGGGAGUACCCUGGUGCCCGUGGAAGUCCUCCUGAGGACAAACAGAGGUUCACUCUGCUUUGCAGGGAACUCGUUGCUGCCUAUGCAGCUGAGGCCAAGGCCACCGGCAAGCCUCAGCUCAUGCUAACUGCUGCAGUGGCUGCUGGAAAGGGAACCAUCGAUGGUGGAUAUGAGAUUGCUGAGAUUGCCAAGGAACUGAACUUCAUCAAUGUGAUGACCUACGACUUCCAUGGAACUUGGGAGCAGUACACUGGACACAACAGCCCACUGUUUCGUGGAUCCCAGGACUUUGGUGACCUCAUCUACUUUAACACUGACUAUGCCAUGAAGUACUGGAGAGACAACGGCGCCCCAGUGGAGAAGCUGAGGAUGGGAUUCGCUGCUUAUGGUCGUACCUUCCGUCUGACAUCAUCAAACACUGGCAUUGGAGACCCAGCUAGUGGCCCUGCAUCAGCCGGACCAUUCACACGUGAAGCUGGAUUCUGGUCCUACUAUGAGAUCUGUGGCUUUGUGAAGGGCACCACCAUUCAGUGGAUUGAGGACCAGAAAGUUCCCUAUGCCACCAAGAACAAUGAGUGGGUCGGAUUCGACACCAGGGAGAGCUAUGAGAUCAAGGUGCGCUACCUGCAGGAGCAGAAGUUUGGUGGUGCCUUUGUGUGGGCCCUUGAUUUGGAUGACUUUGCUGGACGAUUCUGCGGAGAGGGCAGCCACCCUCUGCUGGCUCAUCUUCGCAAACUUCUUGAUAUUGAGCUACCCCCACUGCCCCCUACCACCACCCCCAAACCCGGUGCUAGCACCAUCUCCCCUCCGACCACCACCACCACCACCACCACUACCACCACCCAUGCCCCAGGAUCCGGCUUCUGCAACGGCAAACCUGACGGCCUGUACGCCCACCCAGACAACAGGGCCAACUUCUACAUGUGUGCUGGUGGCAUCACCCACGAGAGGCAAUGUGGAACUGGAUCUGUCUUUGAUAACAGCUGCAAGUGCUGCGUUUGGCCCUGAGCCAGGAGUGAAGACAAUGUGUAUUACAACUGAUGCAAACGUCAGCUAUUAAACAGAAGUUCUCUUGUAUCCACUGUGAAUACAAACAUUUACCUAAAUUAGUAAAUAUCGUUAAUGUUGUAUAGUUACAAUGUAUUUCCUUGUUAAAUUUGUAACAGAUUGCAGAUUGUAAACAAAAGCAUUGAAGUACUUCGGUACAAAUUGUUAAGUGCUGGCUCAUCAUUUAAAUCUGCUACUUUGUUCCACAAUCCUACAUGUACCCACACAUUUUAAAUGUUCAGUGUUCAGGGGGCUCUGUUUGCAGAAUAUGGUGAUAAUAUUAACAUAUAUAAGUAUGUUUUCAAUAGUGUACAAUCACCUGAAAAUAAGAAUUGUUGUGUUUUCAUUACCGUAGAAUAAGCCCUUAAUAUCUACAGAGGGAGUGAGUUCCCUUCCACGGGGUCCGCAAUUUUGCACCACCAUGUUUCUAAUGUAGCCCAGAAUGGACAAGCCAAACAUCUAGGUAGGGCCUUUCGCGUUCUCCACGAGUUCACUGGCAAGAGGGUGGGGUGAGCAGUUUGAAAUGCUUGCAAACUGCAAUUUCACUGCUAGAUGCCACUAAAUCCUACACACUGUUCCUUUAACUGUAGAGCUCUGCACAAUUUUUUCAGCACAGGUGUCAGUAUGAUAUCCUAGUUUUUGUACCAAUACCAAAACAAUGCUUUUUUAAUACCUUACUUUGCUGAGUACAAAUGCUGACUAACAAUGUGAAAUCAUUGAGUCCCAGCUUUGAGUACCAACAAAGUACAGAUGUUCACUGGCAAAAAAACAAUGAAUAUACAGUCUGCAUCAUGACAGGUUUUUAUUGCUGAGAAAACGUUUUUGGAAGUAAUCCAGGCUCUUACAUAAAAUGCUGUCAGUCACCUA
Molecule: messenger RNA, 2503 nt
Organism: Siniperca chuatsi (mandarin fish)
Lineage: Eukaryota; Metazoa; Chordata; Actinopteri; Centrarchiformes; Sinipercidae
Product: acidic mammalian chitinase-like
Exons: 11
Coding region: 176-1597 (473 amino acids)
Biological process (GO): carbohydrate metabolic process; chitin catabolic process
Cellular component (GO): extracellular region
Molecular function (GO): chitin binding; chitinase activity
Source: RefSeq, a predicted model, not a curated record